Chrysoperla carnea is the source of this 2351-nucleotide messenger RNA. RefSeq names its product sorting nexin-7-like. Lineage: Eukaryota; Metazoa; Arthropoda; Insecta; Neuroptera; Chrysopidae. Bases 69 to 1505 code for a protein of 478 amino acids. Gene Ontology annotation, molecular function: phosphatidylinositol binding. The transcript has 6 exons. The record is from RefSeq and is a predicted model, not a curated record.
CAAAGGAAAAAUUAUUUUCUCUUUCAGGGGAAUUCAAUAUUUUACAAGUUGGUAAUGAACGCAUAAAAAUGGAGGAGAGUAGCAGUUCAGCAAUAAUAGAUGUUACAACAGAAAAUAGAAUAAUAUCAGAAUUUCCUGAUGAAAUAAAGGAUAAUGAUGGAUACAACAAUUUAAGUUUAUCCUUGGAUAAUUCAUUGGUGCAAUCACCAAGUAUCGAAAGUUUUUCAACAUUCCAAGACGCUGAAGUGUCUGAAUUGAAUAUGGAUCAAGAUACGGAUUUAUGUGUGCGAGUUGAUAAUCCACAGAAACAAUUGGAAACAUUAGAAACAUUCAUUUUGUUUCGAGUUGUAACGAAAGUAGCACGAAUUGAAUACUCUGAAACGGAGUACAUUGUUCGUCGACGUUAUAAUGAUUUUUGUUGGUUACGUCAGAAAUUAGUCGAAACGUAUCCAAUGCUUAUUGUACCAUCGUUGCCCGCUAAACAUACUUUGAUAGGUCAGUUGGAUAGAUACUCAAAGGAGUUUAUUAUAACAAGAAUGAAUAUGCUCAACAUUUUCAUGAAUCGAAUUGCAUACCAUCCAAUUUUAAGCUAUGAUGCUAAUUUAAAAGUAUUUUUAACAGCGAACCCGUCCGAAUUUCUAUCGUAUCGUAAAAAUAAAACGUCAGCAAUCAAUAAGGUUUCUGAUUCAAUUCAAAAUAUAACGACAACAACGACUAUUAAAAACCGUUCAAUUGAAUUUGAUAAAUUCAAAGAUUACGCUCAAAUUUUACAUGAAAAAUUGUCUACAAUUGAAAAAAUCUCGUUAAGAAUAAACAAGGAGCGCCAAGAUUACAUCACUGAAUUGGCGAAUUACCAUCCAAUAUUAUUAUCUUGGUCAAGUACUGAGCCUCCAUUAUCUGGCUUGUUAAUCAAAAUAUCAAGUGCCAUUGAACGCACUGCAAGUGCUCAAACUCAAUUACUUAACGAUUAUAACAUAACGUUAGGUAAUCCAAUACGCGAGUUUAUAAUGUAUGUAGAAGUUGUACGUGAUGUAUUAAAUAAACGUGAUAAUUAUCAACUAGCGUAUGAAAGCUCUGUAGAAGAUUUAUCACGGAAACGUUGUGAGAAGGAUCAGUUAAUGUCCUUGCAACAGCAACAACAACAGAAUUCAGAAUCAGCGAAUGCAACAUCUACGUCACAUUUUUCGUUGUGGAAAGCUACGUCAUCAGAUCAAAAGUUGGAAAAAUUGGGUACUUGUAUUCCACAACUUGUAAAACAAACUGAAUCUCUACAAGAUCGUUUAGAGUGUGCGAAUGAAGCAUUACGUAGUGAUUUGGAACGGUGGCAACUUGAAAAACAAGCAAGCUUAAAGAAAAUGUUGAUGGAUUUUGCUAAUAAACAAAUCGAGUAUUAUCAAAAUUGCGUAGACGCUUGGGAGAAUGUUCUUACCGAUAAUAAUAUCACUAGUCCAUCACCACAAGUGAAACAGGAAAUUACAGUACAAUGUCAGUUAAGUGCCAGUUAAUUAUAAUUUUUUUUUUUCUUUAAAUAAAUUUUGAAUAUGAUUAACGAUUUUUAAGAAGAAUAUUUUUAAUAGACAAGGGAUAUAGAAGAAAUUUAUAAAACAGGGUUGCCAUAAUUAUUUUUCUUUCAUAUUCUUAUAUGUCUUGGAAUCUCUGCCAUUAUAAUUAAUUUUUUAAUUUUUUAUACAAGUUAUCGAAAAAGAAUUACUUUAUUUAAGUUUCUAUUCAACCUUCUUUUGCUUCAUUAGUCCUCUGAAAGCUAUGCUUUAAUAAUAAUCGUUAAUUUUUGCUUUAUUUUUGCACUCAAGCUAUUGCUUGUUUUCCCCACUCAAUUCGAACAAUGUUGAUUAUUACUUAGACAGUUAGCGCUAUAUUUCAGAAAUACACUGCCGUCGAAUUCUAUAAAUUUAAGUCAAACCUGUGGAAAUUUAUUAGUUGAGAAAUCGCUUCGUUAGUUUUAAAUGAAUAACUAUGGCUGGCGGAUAUUGAACCUGACUUUUAUCAAUUCUAAGUAUCGUCUUCGAUACAGGCCUACUAGUGAGAUCGUCAGAGAUCCUCAUGUUAUGAAGGUGGUAGUGCAAUCGAUAGUGUCCUGUCGAAAGUAACACCAGAUUCUCAACUGUGCUCUACUAAGUUUCAGGGGAGUCAACUUUUCCUAGUUCUGGUUAUACACAGCAUUGAGGUUAUAAAGAAGGAGAACGAUCGCUAUAGAAAAUAUUGUCCUCGAAAUAUGGACAAAAUAAGUAAAAUUUUGACUUUUGAAAGAGAUGCAUGCUAUAUUUGCCACCUAUACGUACUUAAUAAAAAAAAAAUAUGACCAUAACUCCUCGCUAACUUCUUAAAAAUGU